Molecule: messenger RNA, 2721 nt
Organism: Salvelinus namaycush (lake trout)
Lineage: Eukaryota; Metazoa; Chordata; Actinopteri; Salmoniformes; Salmonidae
Product: P2Y purinoceptor 1-like
Exons: 2
Coding region: 297-1367 (356 amino acids)
Biological process (GO): platelet activation; relaxation of muscle; phospholipase C-activating G protein-coupled receptor signaling pathway
Cellular component (GO): plasma membrane
Molecular function (GO): ATP binding; G protein-coupled ADP receptor activity; G protein-coupled ATP receptor activity
Source: RefSeq, a predicted model, not a curated record
GAGCGUUUCACCCUAUCCGGUGACGGUGCUCGUUUGUAAUUCCUGCGCUCUUUUACUAGAGUGCUCGCAGUCGCAGUUGUCUUCCCUGGUGCUCUGUCGCCGUUCGCUGUCGUCGUGCGCAACGAACGGUGGUUGACUUUUAUCGUGACAGCGAACGAACCAGACGGAAUAUAGUUUAGCCGAGCCGGAGAGCUCAUCUGACGCGACAGUCCCAACCGCUCUGAAUUCGGGUGUGUAUAGGCUCUAGGAAUGCGGGAUAGAAGUCAACGUAAAAACACCUGCGUUUCCCUGACAACAUGCCAACAACAGAUCUGAAUCUGACAUCCCUCCUGAAUGUGUCUGAUCUCCACUUGGCAACACAGGGGGGAUGUUCCCUGACCGGGACAGGCUUCCAGUUCUACUACCUACCAACGGUGUACAUCCUGGUGUUCAUCACCGGCCUAGUGGGGAACAGUCUGUCCAUCUGGAUGUUUGUCUGCCACAUGAGACCCUGGAGCAGCAUCUCUGUGUACAUGUUCAACCUGGCUCUGGCCGACUUCUGCUACGUCCUCUCCUUGCCCUUCCUCAUCUUCUACUACUUUAAUAAGACAGACUGGAUAUUCGGGGACGUUCUCUGCCGACUGCAGAGGUUUAUAUUCCAUGUCAAUCUGUACGGCAGCAUCCUGUUUCUGACCUGUAUCAGUGUCCACAGGUACACAGGAGUCGUCCACCCGCUCAAGUCUCUGGGAAGACUCAAGAAGAAGAACGCCGUGCUGACCAGCGCCCUGGUCUGGGUCGUGGUCAUAGCGGGGAUCUCUCCCAUCCUCUACUACUCUCGGACGGGGGAGAAACGGAACGCCACCACGUGUUACGACACGACCACGGAGGAUGAGCUGCCUGGUUACUUUAUCUAUAGCAUGUGUUUGACCGUGUUCGGCUUCUGCAUCCCCUUCAUCAUAAUCCUGGGUUGCUAUGGGAUGAUCGUCAAGGCGCUGAUCUGUAAUGACAUGAACAACGCGCCGUUACGGCGUAAGUCCAUCCACCUGGUGAUUAUCGUGCUGGCCGUGUUCGCUGUGUCCUACCUGCCCUUUCACGUGAUGAAGAACCUGAACAUGCGAGCCAGGCUGUACUUCCAGGUCCCGGACAUGUGUGACUUUAAUAACCGGGUGUACGCCACCUACCAGGUGACGCGGGGGCUGGCCAGCCUCAACAGCUGUGUGGACCCGGUCCUCUACUUCCUGGCUGGUGACACGUUCAGGAGGAAGUUGUCAAGAGCUACUAAAAAACAAUCCAAGAAGGGGGAGGGGCUCUCACUGCAGUCCAAGAGUGAAGACACGGCGCUCAACAGCCUGCCAGAGUAUGUCAAGAAGAGGGACGGACAGUUCUGAGAGAGAUCUGGUUCCGGGUCUUGGUCUCUGGUCCGGGUGGUCAGUCUGAACCUCUUACAGGGGUUUUGUGUGAAAACGUACUGUGUAUUGGUGCUGUGGACCUCGCAGACUGUGUGCACUGCGGAUAGAACAGUCUGGGCGGGAAUGUGACAAAGCUGUUGAUAUAUAGUUUGUGUCUCUGUAAUGCUUGUCACUAGCUAGGUGUUUUCUAAAUGUGAACAAAGUGCUCAUCCAUCCAUAACCAAACGGAAGGAGAGAUCUCCUGGUUAGGUUGAUCUCCUGUAAACAACAGCCUCUUGUUCCUCUAUUGAACCAAUGCUAAUGUGUUUAUAAUGGAGAGAGAACUCUGCUAGCCACCCAGUGGAUGCUUCAUAAUCACUACCUAUUAGCAGGUAGAGAUUGGUGGCUGAGGCUAGGUGAGACACCAGGGAUGACUGAGAUCUAUUACCUAGAGCCUGGGCCUUAUGACUGCUCUGUGGAGGUUGACAUACAGAGAUUAUAAUGCACUAUGAAUGCUCUGAGUGGCUUUUUCUCAGACUGCUACGAAUUAAAUCAACCCCCCAACUGAAUCAAGUACAGUCAGUGUAUCACUAUGGCGUGCCCUGUGUGUCUAUCGUCUAUCUAUUCUACAUAAUAUGAAGGGACUAUACUAGUCUCAUGUGAAUAUGACACUAUACAGUAAUAUACUGUAAAUACAGUAAUAUACUGUUAUAUACAGUCAUGUACUGAAUGUGUGUUGUAGUUGUAGUGUACAGGUUAUGUUGUUAUUGUUAUUGUUUUUGUUAUUGCAUGAGUCCAGUGUAAUUAUCGGGACGCAAUUUAUCAAUGAAAAAUCACGGCAUCCGUUUUCUAUGAAGUGUUAAACUGUUAAUAUGCCUGCAGAGAAGAAUGAUUUGAAUGAGUCGAACGUUACUUGAUGUGUAAAGCAGCCAUAUUGAGUAUUUUUGGGGGGGAUUGUUUAAACCCAAUGAAAUGUUUUUUCACCUCUCAGUGUUCUGUACACAUAACAAUCAAAACUUCAAUCUCUUUAGCCACCUUUUAGUAGGUGGGGGAAAAAAUCAACUUAAAACCUGGAACUAUGUAUGUUGUGCUAAGUAUCUGAUUAUCAUCUUCCUAGUGGAGCCAUUUUCUGACCCUUCCUGAACUGGGCAGCAACUAAUAGCAUUAAAUGCACAAGUUACCCCCGUUCAUAUUAUUGAGAGAUAUGUAGACCUGAUGAGGAACUGGAUGAUAUGAUCAUAUCUGCCUUUUAUAGAAAUCUGUGGGACUGCACAUUCGCUGCUCAGGUCAGGGGUCAUGUUGGACACACAGUUGCUCUGAAGUUGUACAGCAUUUGGGGGUCAGUUGUGAAUGU